Messenger RNA from Neodiprion fabricii, 1026 nucleotides. RefSeq names its product MYG1 exonuclease. Bases 1 to 1026 code for a protein of 341 amino acids. The transcript is spliced from 6 exons. The record is from RefSeq and is a predicted model, not a curated record. Lineage: Eukaryota; Metazoa; Arthropoda; Insecta; Hymenoptera; Diprionidae. Gene Ontology annotation, cellular component: cytoplasm; nucleus.
AUGCCAGGGUCUGAAGUGACUAUUGGAACACACGAUGGGUGCUUCCACUGUGACGAAGCGCUUGCAUGCUACAUGCUCAAGUUGCUACCCCGAUACAGAGAUGCGUCUGUUAUUAGGACCCGUGAUCAGAAAGUUCUGGACAGUUGUGAUAUUGUGGUUGACGUAGGAGGGGUGUAUGAUCCAUCUACGCAUCGCUAUGAUCAUCAUAUGAAGGAAUUCAAAGAAACUCUCAGUACAGUUAUAAAAAAAUCUGGAUACAAGAGUAAUAUUAAACUGAGUAGUGCCGGCUUAAUCUAUUGUCAUUUUGGUGAUGAAAUUAUUAAGAUACUAGUACCUGAAGUAACAGAUGACUAUGACCGGACUAGUAUUUUUAAAAAAGUGUAUGAAACAUUCAUCCAAGAAAUAGAUGCCAUUGAUAAUGGAGUGCCAAUGUUUGAUGGGGAACCUUCGUACUAUAUCAGUACAAAUUUGAGUAAGCGAGUGGCACGGUUGAAUCCAACUUGGAAUGGUCCUAAGCUGGAUCCUGAUGAACAGUUUGAGAAAGCUGUCGCGCUUACGGGCGAAGAAUUCACCUAUUUUAUUCAACAUGCAGCUAGAGUUUGGUGGCCUGCUAGAUCAAUUGUGGGAGAUGCCGUUCUCGGGAGAUUUGAGGUCCAUCCAAGUGGAGAAAUUAUUGAAUUAUCUACUUCUCUGCCUUGGAAGGAACAUUUAUACGAAUUGGAAGAGGAACUAGGUGUAAAAGAGCCAAUAAAAUACGCUAUUUUCCAUGACAACAAUUAUAGAGUACAAGGUGUACCUGUAAAAGCUGCAAGCUUCAUUUGCAGAAUGUUCUUACCAGAGGCAUGGGCAGGCUUGAGGGACGAAGAAUUAUCUGCUGUAUCUGGCAUUCCUGACAGUAUAUUUGUACACAGUGUUCGAUUUAUUGGUGGCCAUAAAACUAGAAAAGGUGCAUUAGCAAUGGCUGCUAAGGCUCUCGAAAUAGGAAAAUCGAUCGAAAGCAGUCACGCAGAAACGAAUUCGAAAUGA